AUGGGCGUCUCUGAUCCCGAAUGCACGCGUUUGCCCGGACGUGCGUUUACAGCCUCUGCACUGCGCAACCUUCUGCCUGCCGAUUCUUCAACUGGGGAGCCUGACCUGGUGAUUCCUCGAAGCUCAAAACCUGUGGAUGAAUAUCACAAUCCUGACCUGGUUCCAGGUAUGUUCCCGACCCUGUAUCCCUUUGGAAUAGGUGGCUUUGACGACAACUCUCGUGUAACCUCUCUCGGUUUUCAAAAUCAAGCCAAUUACAAUUUUGAUCUCGCAGAUAGGUCCUUUCGCUACCACCGUUCAUAUAUGUUCGUCAUACUCAAUAUAUUCCAGCGUCGCACAGCUCAUCUUCACACCCAUUUCACCGUUCGACGCUCUCAUUUUGAGACUCUCGCGAGGCGCCUCACCUCUGUCUCACCACACACAUUGACUCGCUUGGCUGACCAGUUGCAAAAGGAGCACAAGUACUCGAACCUGGGCCCCGACGACCGGAACGCGCUCAAUCUGCUCAAUCAAGUUAACACUGUAGCUGCGCGGAUUCCCGGGUCGCAGUCAUCUAAGAUGUUCGUGCGCAGCGAAAUUCGUAGUUACUUCGGUUUCUUCGGCAUGCCUCACUUGUUCUUUACUUGCAACCUGAGUGCGUCUCAUAGCCCUACUUUUCAACUUAUGUUUGGUGACACGACAGUAGACUUGACGCAACAUUAUCCAUGCCUGGUUCCUGCCCGCGAGCGUGCGAUUCGCUUGGCUCGAGACCCAGUGGCAGCGGCAGAUUUUUUUCAUUUUUCCUUUAAGUGCAUAUUUACUCAUUUGUUCGGUUGGGAUUUCGACACGCAGGCAUCAACGGAGCGCGGAGGUAUCCUAGGUCACUUAGAGGCUUUCUAUGGAACGAGUGAG
Messenger RNA from Suillus clintonianus, 891 nucleotides. RefSeq lists its product as uncharacterized. The record is from RefSeq and is a predicted model, not a curated record. NCBI's taxonomy places the organism in Eukaryota, Fungi, Basidiomycota, Agaricomycetes, Boletales, Suillaceae. The annotation marks the transcript as partial. The transcript has a single exon.